GUUAUAUUUUUAGUUUAUGUUUGAGCAUGCAAAAUGUUUCAUGUAUAGUAUCUUUUUGAAGAUAUCUAACAUAAAAUGUUACAUAUUAUACGAUUUUAAUGAAGUAAAACGAGUAAAUUAAGUACUGGCAAAUGUAUAAUAUAUAUGAGCAUAUCAAAUACAAUCCCUUACUACUCUAUUAAUUAACGCGUUGAAACUUUUAGGAUUGCAAAAAAGGGUUGCAAUAAUGUUUAUGAACAGUGUAAUAUUUCAUACUAUAUCCAGGAGUAUUUCUACAUCAUCAAUGUCCAACCAAAUAAUCAGAAGGUCACGAUUGAGAGUGGUGGAUAAUAGCGAAAUUGGAAAACAAGCAAUGCAGGAAGGAAAACCACCACGAUGUAUACAUGUUUAUAAUAAAGUGGGAGUUGGGUACCUAGGAGACAAAAUUUUAGUCGCGAUAAAGGGUGAAAAGAAGAAAGGUAUAUUGGUUGGUUUGAAACAAUCUCAAAAUGACAAAGUUCCAAAAUUUGACAGUAAUAAUUUAGUUCUCAUAGACGAUAAUGGAACACCUUUGGGUACCAGAAUUCAGGUUCCAAUUCCUCACAUUCUUAGAACAAUAAUGAAGCAGAAAACACAUACCAAAGGUGCAGAUUAUACAAAGUUGUUAGCUAUUGCAACAAAAUUUGUGUAACUGAUAUGUAUAAAUGACAAACUAUUGAAUGUAUUACAUUAUAUGUAUAUAUAUGUGUGUAGAAUUAAUUAAAUAUUGUUGCAUAGAU
This is a messenger RNA of Megachile rotundata (alfalfa leafcutting bee), 758 nucleotides long. It is a transcript of the gene mRpL14, whose product is annotated as mitochondrial ribosomal protein L14. The record is from RefSeq and is a predicted model, not a curated record. Lineage: Eukaryota; Metazoa; Arthropoda; Insecta; Hymenoptera; Megachilidae. Gene Ontology annotation, cellular component: mitochondrion; ribosome. Gene Ontology annotation, biological process: translation. Gene Ontology annotation, molecular function: structural constituent of ribosome.